AUGAGGUUACUAACACCGUUUCCGCUUCCAAAUUUCGACUACGAAGAGCCGGUUGAAAAACGUUUUGAAGACCUCUGUCAAGAUUUAUGUAUAGAUGGAUCUGUUAGAGAGGAAGCUUGGGAAAAGUACAAAGAUGUUUGGGCGAAUUAUUCGAUUGAUGGUGACCAAAUCCAGUGGCUUGUUUGUUCUCUCUAUGAAUGUUGUCGCCGUUGUCUAUCAGACGGAAUUUCUGGACAUGUCGAUAACGCCUAUAUAUCUCUGUCACGAUUGUUAUCUGCAGCCAAAAUGAGUAUGGUUCAGUUUUUUCAUCGUAUUAGGAAAUGGGCUGACAUGACUGAUAUGCUGGAUGAUAUGAGAGAUCGCAUCGAGCUCAUUGAACGUCAGUUCUCCGUUUCAUCGGUGAUAUUUCGUAAUUUUGGUCGAUCGUUUGGGGUAUUAUUUUCUGACACAGAUUAUGAAACCAGUCAAAUGCGCCCAACGGGUUCUGACUUAUUCAGGUUUACAUGGCUGCUGUUCAUCAAGUCUCGAGCAAGUUUUCCAGCAGUUACCGAUGAUUUAGUCAAUUCCUAUCACUUACUAGCCUGCUGUUUGGACUGGACUCUUGGUGCAGUUAUGCUUUCCAGAAGACGAGAUUUGAUCAAUAUGGAGCAAAAUGGUUUGCCUAGGGAUUUUUUAACUUCAGUUGCUCAAAACAAAACUUGGUGCCCACCUCAUGAUGAGCCAACUUGUAUGCUACGUCCAAUAUGCGAAGAUAAUGAUGUUAAUUAUGUUGAGUGUAAAACUGUGAAAGAACACUUUUUUCGACCAUUUAUGCUAAGGCUGAUUGAAAAGGAUUUGAUCAAACUUCACCCUUCAGUUCUUGGGAGUUUAUUAGAACAGGAAAAUUUCGAAAUAACAAUUCAAAAUUUGAACAAUAACUAUGAGGAAUACAUUAUCGGUACGGGGGACUUUGAUGAACGUAUUUAUCUGAGCCCGAAUGCAUCAGAAGAAAUUGGAUCAAUCGGGGAAAAUACUGUUCAGUCUGAUUUUCAUCUACCUGUCGGUCUGACACCAUCUGCGCGCCGAUAUAUGCUCGAAGUUAGUAACUCUGGUUUUGGAGGUUUCACUGAGACUACGCGGCGUGGUAAUGCGAAUGCUGGUGCUAUCAGUCGUCUUAAUGGAGGUGUCAAUUUUAGCAAUCCUGAAGCUCGAAGUCAAAAUCUCAAUCAAUUACAAAUUUUGUUAAAUGGUCGAAACAAUGAGCCAUGUGAAUCUUUAGUCCAUCUUAUCAAUGCACAUUGUUCUGUAUCACCACUCUCUACAAUUAGUGAAAGAUUAGAUAAUUUAGGUGAACAAUUUCAACGAGCUUAUGCUGGAUUAAAAUCAAUCAAUAGUAGUGGAGUAACAAUAACACCAACAGCGAAUAAUUUAGCAAUUUCAGCUGCACAACAACGACUACAAUUAUGUUAUCCAUUAUAUUACAUGGCUUUAGAAAAUAUUCUCUUAGAUGAAAUUCGUAGAAUCGAAAAGAAACUGGUUACUACUACUCCCACUCCACUCUCCAGUUCAAAUAGUUCAAAUAAAACACGCCGUACUCGUCCUGACCUUACCACAUUAUUAGCACAAGAUACAUUUCAUCGGGCUUUAUUCAUUUGUUGUAUGGAAAUAGUUAUGGUGAGUUGCGAUCCACCAAACCACCAUUUUCCAUGGAUAUUAGAAGCGUUAAGUCUUGAUUCAGUUCAAUUCUUUAAAGUCGUCGAAGUUUUAGUUCGUAACCUAGAUUUGCCGCGUGAAAUUGUUAAAUAUAUGAAUCAAGUUGUCGAAUAUAUUCUAGAUUCAUAUGCAUGGCGUAGAAACUCUUCAAUAUGGUCGGUACUAAAAGCAACCGGACGAGCUCCAUCUAUUGAAGAAGUUAUACCUCCUGAAAAACUUGAUCAAGGUUCUAACGAUUGUUACACACGAAAUACCACUACCAUAUCUCCUGGCCGAAAAUUGUUAACUUCUAAUGUAAUAUCUACCAAAAAUAUAAAACUCUCACCAAAUUCUUAUGCUAAACAACCUCGUCUUACAGGUAGUAACAAUAGUAAUAAUAACAGUAAUAGUAUUACAUCUAAAGUAUCAGUUAGUCGACAACAAAACAUUGAAUUUUCAACAAACCAACCUGGUAUCUAUCGGCUACUUUCAUCGGGAGUUGAAGAUGAAUCUGCUCAAGCAGCAGCUCAACUACUUGCAAGUGGAGCUACUGAUUCAGUUAAUAUAGAUUCUGGUCUUCUUGGAACAUCAGAUGAUGUUGGCAUCAAUCAGGAUAAUGUGAAUAUUGAUGUGAAACCGAUAACAGAGCAGUUAGUUGAUGAUUAUAUUGUUAACACCGCAGUUACUGUGACUAGUGCUACUACCACCGUUAAUAGUAGUAAUAAUAGUACUGUUGUUACAUCUCUAACGACUGGUUCCGGCAAUACAAUUAAUUAUUUCCCUAUUCGACAUGAUUCAAUUGCCAUAUUUUUUCGACAAACAUAUCAAUGGCCAGUUUAC
This is a messenger RNA of Schistosoma mattheei, 2511 nucleotides long. NCBI's taxonomy places the organism in Eukaryota, Metazoa, Platyhelminthes, Trematoda, Strigeidida, Schistosomatidae. The record is from the annotation of a GenBank genome assembly.